AUGUCUGGAAGACCACCUGUUUACAGAUUACCCCCACUGCCCAGGUUACGGGUGAAGAAACCAGUUAUAAGGCAAGAAACCAACAGGUGUUUGGUGCUAAUGUCCAAUCUCCUCCAAUGCUGGUCAUCGAAUGGUCAUAUGAGCCCAACUUGCGAAGCAUUAGCUACGGAGUUGAAAGCAUGUACAAAGGUAAAUGCAAUGGGUAAAAGCCAAAAAGAGCAAAAAAGUAAUAUUAAUUAUCAUGCUUCAAGACUAUACAAUAGAAUAAGCGGUAAGCCAAACGAUUAG
Molecule: messenger RNA, 288 nt
Organism: Naumovozyma dairenensis CBS 421
Lineage: Eukaryota; Fungi; Ascomycota; Saccharomycetes; Saccharomycetales; Saccharomycetaceae
Gene: MRP10
Product: mitochondrial 37S ribosomal protein mS37
Exons: 1
Coding region: 1-288 (95 amino acids)
Biological process (GO): mitochondrial translation
Cellular component (GO): mitochondrial small ribosomal subunit
Molecular function (GO): structural constituent of ribosome
Source: RefSeq, a predicted model, not a curated record